Messenger RNA from Bombus huntii, 839 nucleotides. It is a transcript of the gene Ndufb2, whose product is annotated as NADH dehydrogenase [ubiquinone] 1 beta subcomplex subunit 2, mitochondrial-like. The record is from RefSeq and is a predicted model, not a curated record. Bases 388 to 672 code for a protein of 94 amino acids. Lineage: Eukaryota; Metazoa; Arthropoda; Insecta; Hymenoptera; Apidae. Gene Ontology annotation, cellular component: mitochondrial inner membrane. The transcript has 4 exons.
UCAUAAGGACGAAUUUUAAAAAUCGUUCAUUUCCGCGAAAAAUCUUCUCAAAAUACGUUCGAAAAGAGAAACUCAGACCUAAAAUAUUGCAGUCUGGAUGUUAUAUAGUAAAUCUAAAUAUUUUAACAAAUUAAAACCCUUUAACCAGCUAACUGCGUUCGACGUGUGUCAAUCCGAAACUUUAGUUCGGUACGGUUAAUGUGUAUACGCAGGUAAUUGAUUAAUUACAGAAUUGAUACAUUUUUAUGCAAAAAGUAUAAAAAUACCGUUUUUUACAAUUUUGCAAAGGAGCAAUUUAUAUGUAGUAGUUUCUUAGCAUCCCCAGUAGGGAUGGUCUUACCGUGAACGGGAAUCAAGAUCAUUGAUUGAAAUUAUAACAGCUGAAAAAUGUUGCUGUCGCGUGGCCCAUCAAUUUUGAGAAACAUAUAUGAAUUAAAUGGAAGAAAACAGACUGGAGUGAAUUUACAACAGAUUCGUAAAUGUUGGACCUAUCGUACAGUGACUGAACCUAAAAGACAUUGGAAAAUAAUAGCUGAAUGCGUUGGCGGAGUGGUAUGGUGGUGGAUCUUCUGGAACGCGUGGCACGAUUAUGAGCAUAUUACUGGUCACUUCCCUGAAAUACGUCCAAUAGAGUGGUCUGACGAAGAAUUGGGAAUUCCACCAGAUGAUUAGAUAGUCAAACAGAUUUUUUCUGUAUAAAAGAUAUUGAAACUUUGGCGUAUAUGUGUCAAUGAUUUUGAUGUAUUUAAAUAUUAGAUUACUACCAUGUUAGAACUCAUAUAUAAUAAUAUAUUAAAUAUAUUAUUUAUGUUUUUAAUAAAGAUAUCAUUUGAAUCAUG